GACGACAUUAACACUCGACGGGACAUCUUCCUACUCGAACUACCUGAACGGAGUGAAACACCACCACGAAUCAGAGGAGGUCGAGAUUAGAUACCCAGCAAGAAAAUGCUGCUCUUCGUUAAAAUGUCACUUCUGCUUUUAUGGACUUUAAUGUCCCUGUGUGUCACGGCAAAAACUUCACCUGAGCAGACAAAGACGGUGGAAUUUAACGUCAAGCCUGGAGGAGUUGUGCACGCUUUCUCUGAGGGAAUUCGCGAGUAUGAGUGCACAUUCACUUAUGCUUCACAGGGAGGAACCAAUGAGCAAUGGCUGAUGAGUGUGGGCCUGAGUGAAGACGACAAGCUGUUUUCUUGCUCUGUGUGGAGGCCUCAGGGAAAAUCAUACCUGUUCUUCACCCAGUUCAAAGCUGAGCUGAAAGGAGCCAAAAUUGAAUACGCCAAUGCUUUUUCACAAACAGCAGCAGCAGGACAGCGUGACGUGCCUCUGAAGCCAGAGGAAUUUACCAUAGGAGAAUCAACAGUGACUCAAAAAGAUGGAAAGUUCAGCGCUCAACUUUCCAAGUUGACCGUCAUCGGACGAACUGGACACGACGAGCUGUGAUUCGACAGAAGUCACGGUGAACUGUGCUUCUGCUCGUUAAUCAGCGAAAGAUGGAUUUCUUCCUGAGGGACAACAUAAACCUGAAGCAGGAUGAAACUGAUAUGGGCCUGAGGGGACAUUGUGUGCCAGUUGCUUUACAUGUCCAGCACUUUUUCAAUGAUUUUGGAUUUUUUCUACAAAACAUGAAGAGGAACUAGCUGAUUAUCCAGAUUUUUCCUGAUAAAAACGAGCCAUUAGGUGCUUCUGUAGUUGUUUCUUACUUUCCCAGCCUGAAAUAUAAAAUGAUUCUGGUUUGAGCUAAUGGGGGUAUGAAUGUAUAUAGUAUUUGUGUUGGGGUGGGGUCUGUCUAGCAUAGAUACAUUUUAGAUUAGCAAGAGAUUUAUGCGUCUUGUGUAAUCCUGAAAGGAGAGGGAGUAAUCCCCGAUAUUGUAAAGCAGCACACAUCUAAACUAGUAGACGUUGCUCUGUCUCGUUGUGAUCCGCGCUGCUGUUGAAAGAAAGCACUUCAGUGUCUCCGUUUGUCUACAUCUGCUGCAGAUAACUCAAAGCACCGCAUCUGAUCCCUUCAAACAGCAGCCAGGUUUUUGUUUUCUGCUGUUUCUUCCGAUAAAAGCUGUACUCAUCAAAGAACACAUCACAGAAGAGAAUCAAAAUGCAGUAAGGUUUUUGCAAACCGAUGACCAGUUUGAGCUAGCCAUGGGGCAAUGUGUCUUAUUCACUAUAUGAUGACCGUGGUAUUUAUACUAUACAUUAAAACAAAAACAUAUAACGUGACCUAAUUGCUUUUAUUUAAAAUGAAAAAAACUAGUAAUAUAACAUGUUGACAGUAUCAGUUAUAAUAAUGGUUUUUAAAAAGUUUGUCUGUGGGGGUUUUUUUUUUAUUUAUAAAAGGAUUUAAGCAAAAAACAGAAAGAAACACACGCAGUACUUUAAAGUGCUUAUUGUGCGGAAAUAUAAUACAUUUUUGUCCUUCUGGAAGUAUUGCAUACAUAUAUUAAUCCGGUAAUCGGUUCUGUGCAGAAAUGUAUCAUUCUUGUAAGUGAGGGAAACGUAGAGUAGCUUUCAUUAAGCCAACUGAGCAGCAGUGUGCAGUAGCAUGUAGUGAAAGGGUAAAACUGUUUUACUUCAUGCUUCAAACUCCUGCACCCUCUCUGGCAUCUAAUUAAAAUGAUUUUACACCUUG
This is a messenger RNA of Girardinichthys multiradiatus, 1783 nucleotides long. It is a transcript of the gene mydgf, whose product is annotated as myeloid-derived growth factor. The record is from RefSeq and is a predicted model, not a curated record. Gene Ontology annotation, biological process: positive regulation of angiogenesis; positive regulation of endothelial cell proliferation. The transcript has 6 exons. Bases 106 to 600 code for a protein of 164 amino acids. NCBI's taxonomy places the organism in Eukaryota, Metazoa, Chordata, Actinopteri, Cyprinodontiformes, Goodeidae.